AUGCUACGCGCCUUCGGCGGCGACGACUGGACCAUGGUAUUCGCACAAUUACUCUUCACAGCCUAUCUCAUCGCACAACUCGGCGGAAUCGCACACGGCACAGGUCAACAUUUGAUAAACCUAACCCCCUCGGACGCGACGACCGCAUUAAAAUUUUGGUAUUUUUGUGAAUUAUUUUAUUGUUGCGCAACGACGGUAUUGAAAGUGAGUAUUGGAUUAUUUUUAUUACGAGUGGCGACGAAUCGGGUGCAUAUUUGGAUUGUGCGGGCAGUGAUGAUUUCGGCGGGAGUGUUUGGAUUUGCGUUUUUGUUUGUGCUGGUUUUUCAGUGUUGGCCGAUUAGUGAUUGGUGGUCGUUGGAUAUUAAUGAGAAGCAUUGUAUCAAGCCGGAUAUUGUGGUGGGGUUGACGUAUGCGGUGUCCGGGCUGAAUGUGAUUGCGGAUUGGACGUUGGGGAUUUUGCCGGCUUUUAUGGUGAAGAAUUUGCAGAUGAGUGUUAGGCAGAAACGACUGGUUGCUAUCAUUCUGUCGUUUGCGGCUAUUGGAUCGUCGGCUACCAUUGUACGACUGCCGUACGUGGGAUCACUAUCUCAGAGCUUCGAUGGGUCCGAGGGCGAUUUCUUGUUCACCACAGUGGGAGUCGCCAUCUGGACAACAGUAGAAAUCGGCGUGGGCAUCACAGCCGGUUGCAUGGCCACCUUGCGUCCACUCUUCCGUCUCACCGUCGAGAAGCUGGGGAUGGGAGGCAGCAGCGCAGAAGGGCGAUCAGGUGCAAUGCCUCCCAGCUGGUCAAGAGGCAGAGCUACACCGCUCGACGACUUUGUCAUGGUCUCGCCGAAGCAUGGCCGGACCAUUACCACCAUCACCGGCAAUGAUCGUGAGGGCAGCGGGUCUGCUCGCCGGUCAGACAGUAGCAGCAGAGAGCGGAGUUUGGGACGUGAUGCCCCCGACAAGAUUACGAGAAUGUUUGUCGUCGAGUAUGAGGACUCUGAGGCCCAUCCCUGCAAGACCGCUGUCCUUCACUCGACCAUAUCAUAUCCUGCUGAACAUGAGGAGACAGAUGAUUUAGUGUCCGAGAUGUAA
Molecule: messenger RNA, 1080 nt
Organism: Sphaerulina musiva SO2202
Lineage: Eukaryota; Fungi; Ascomycota; Dothideomycetes; Mycosphaerellales; Mycosphaerellaceae
Exons: 3
Coding region: 1-1080 (359 amino acids)
Source: RefSeq, a predicted model, not a curated record